AUGACUUCCGAUACAAGCGAUGCCAUCCCAAAAUUCACCCAAUGCGAGCCAACAACAGAGGUGCUUGACUACGUCGACCUCGUGAACCUCGACCUGUCGAAAUACGACGAUUCCUCAAGUCGCGCACAGCUAGCCAAGGAUCUUCUCAAAGGCGUCGUUACCCACGGCAUCUUGACUGUCACCAAUCAUGGCAUCACCGAAGAACGCUAUAACACCCACGUUGACCUCGCCAAUGCCUUACUGACUCUUCCUCCUCCGGAAAAGAGGCCAUACGAGAACUCGCCGCAAGAGGAAGCCCAGGGUCGGUAUGCAGGGUUCAAACCUUCAUGCGGUCUAAGCACCAAGGAAGGUUUCCACAAGACAGUUGACCACUACAACAUAUCAGCCUGGGAUCCGACAAGCCGGUCACACCCACCAUUGCUACAGUCCCGCCUGUUUCAAGUCUCCGAAUUAGUCGAUCUCGUUCGCCGUUCAGUAUUGGAAAAGCUUCUUCUCCUCGUAGCUUUGAUCUUGGAGGUACCCGAAGAGAGCAUCCUGUCAACACACACGUUGUCAAACGAAACGACCGACUAUCUCCGAUACAUAGUGUACAACCCCCGCCCAGCCACCGAUGGGAAAUACCGAGACUUAUACUUGGCUGGGCACACUGAUCUCGGUUCUUUCACGUUUACGUUCGCCCAGCCUGUCUCCUCACUCCAGGUUCGGGUAUCUCCAGGGGAAUGGAAAUGGGUACGCUACGUUCCGGGGACGCUAGUCGUCAAUGUCGGUGAAGCAUUCGAAUUGAUGACAGGCGGUCUUUUCAAGGCACCGGUUCACAGGAUGGUCAAGCCGCCGGAAGAUCAAGAAAGAGCCAAGCGACUUGGCCUGAUAUACUUUGCCCGGCCUGCAGGCACGCAGAGGCUCGAGCCGAUUGACAGCCCAGUUCUCCGGAGAAUUGGAGCGGACAAGCCAUUGGACGAAAAGAUUUACACCAUGAAAGAGUAUCUCUAUGCGAGAAGGCAUGGGUAUAAGAGGCUUGAGUUCGACCGAGAUCGGCCGCGACAGGAAGGCUAUCACAUAGGCCCAUGCAUGAAAGAUGCCCAAGGGCUGGAAACUACUAGCAUCGCAACUUGA
Molecule: messenger RNA, 1113 nt
Organism: Colletotrichum gloeosporioides
Lineage: Eukaryota; Fungi; Ascomycota; Sordariomycetes; Glomerellales; Glomerellaceae
Product: Leucoanthocyanidin dioxygenase 1
Exons: 1
Coding region: 1-1113 (370 amino acids)
Molecular function (GO): dioxygenase activity
Source: RefSeq, a predicted model, not a curated record